Messenger RNA from Oncorhynchus gorbuscha (pink salmon), 1015 nucleotides. RefSeq names its product alpha-crystallin B chain-like. Bases 151 to 600 code for a protein of 149 amino acids. Gene Ontology annotation, molecular function: protein folding chaperone. NCBI's taxonomy places the organism in Eukaryota, Metazoa, Chordata, Actinopteri, Salmoniformes, Salmonidae. Gene Ontology annotation, biological process: response to heat; protein refolding. The record is from RefSeq and is a predicted model, not a curated record. The transcript is spliced from 4 exons.
UUAUGUAACUCCUAUCAUAAAUACAGACCUUAACUGGCACUUCCACAGUUUGUCAGGGAAAAGGGAAGAGUCAGAUACACGGACGCAGCAAUCCAUCCUAUUGGCAGUCAGAACAUAAUAGGACUUGCAGGCAUCUCAUAACGACGCGAAAUGGACUUCGAUCUGCCACCCACUUUUCCAGCCAGCGGUAUCGCAUGGGAGAGGGUCCUGCCGCCUCUUCUUCCCGGGCUGAACGGGACAUUCGGGCUGUACUCAUUCACGCCGUCGGAGCUGCUCACCCCAGUGACGGAGCAAACUGGCUCUGCACAGGUGUGUUGUGACCACAGUCGAUUCACAGUUCAGGUUGAUGUGAAACACUUCAACCCAAAGGAGCUCAUGGUCAAGGUGACAGGAGACUUUGUGGAGGUCCAAGGGAAACACAAAGAGAAAAAAGAUGGGUCGGGGCUGGUGACGCGACAGUUUAACCGGCGCUACAGGAUUCCAGAGGGAGUGGACUCCAUGGCUCUGGAGUCAGGUGUGUCGCCUGAAGGCAUCCUCAUCAUAUCGGCCCCUAUGCUGCAGGGGGAGAACUCCAGACACCUGUCCCACUCAGAAUCAUGAGCAUACACACCAUAAGAACAAACACACAAUCAAUAGGAACCAGUGUUGGGGGGGGGGGGGUAGUAGUAAACUACAUGUAGUUCAACUAGUAAUUCAAAUACAUUUUUCAGAAGCUUGGUGGCAGUUCAUAUCUGGUAGUUUGCUACACAGCAACAAAAAAAAGUAGUUAACUACUGGAACUACACACGACUUCUUUUGCAAAUAGAAAACAUGGGUGAAGUAGGCAAUCAUUUCCUUUCUUUUUCAGUAUUACUCCUUUCUAAUUCUCACUUGAAACAGUUGUUUAAUAUGCUAAAUUACACAUUCUGUUAACAUCUUACUCCAGAGUGAUCUGUUCUUGCAAUUUGUAGUCUAACAUUUCAGAUUUAAAAUAGUUUAUCGCAAAGAAGUUUGCAAUUUUUUAAAUUAACUUUAG